Nerophis ophidion (straightnose pipefish) is the source of this 7778-nucleotide messenger RNA. RefSeq names its product coactivator-associated arginine methyltransferase 1 (gene carm1). The record is from RefSeq and is a predicted model, not a curated record. Gene Ontology annotation, molecular function: protein-arginine N-methyltransferase activity. Gene Ontology annotation, biological process: peptidyl-arginine methylation. The transcript has 18 exons. NCBI's taxonomy places the organism in Eukaryota, Metazoa, Chordata, Actinopteri, Syngnathiformes, Syngnathidae. Bases 248 to 1987 code for a protein of 579 amino acids.
CAGCAGCGCCCCUCAUAGGUCUGUAGCUGGUACUGCACUCAUCCCUUCACUGAUUACCAAUCGACUACACCUGGUCCCCAAACUGAAGGAGGUUCCUCUGCAGUGCAGGACAUGUCGGCUGACGGAACACGAAAAAAAGCCUUCAAACCCAAAAGGUGAAGCUGCCCAGAAAAGGCGACCCUGGACACAGAAAGAGGUGAAGGCUGUCGAGAAGCACAGGAAGCCAUUCAUCCCUUCUGAUUUGAAAAUGGCGGCCUCGGUGUUUCCCGGCGUCAGGCUCCUGUCCAUCGGAGACGCGAAUGGAGACAUACAGCGACACUCAGAACAGCAGCCUCUGCGGCUGGAAGUCAAAACUACACAAGACGCUGCUUUAAUCAACCUAUCAAAUGAAGAGACAAGUGUUUUCAAGUGUUCGGUUUCUCGGGAGACGGAGUGCAGCAGAGUGGGCAAGCAGUCGUUCAUCAUCACGCUGGGCUGCAACAGCGUCCUGAUUCAAUUCUCCUCACCUGGAGACUUUCAGUCCUUUUAUAACCUCUUGAAGAACUGUCGUGGGCAUCUUAGUGAGCACUCGGUCUUCAGUGACAGAACAGAGGAAUCAUCUGCUGUGCAGUACUUCCAGUUUUAUGGCUACCUCUCACAACAACAAAACAUGAUGCAGGACUACGUCCGUACAGGGACCUAUCAACGGGCUAUUUUGCAGAACCACGCUGACUUCAAGGACAAGAUUGUGCUAGAUGUUGGCUGUGGUUCUGGGAUACUAUCUUUUUUUGCCGCCCAGGCUGGAGCCAGAAAAGUUUAUGCUGUAGAGGCAAGCACAAUGGCUCAGCACGCUGAGGUGCUGGUUAACAGUAAUCGUCUUGGAGAGCAUGUAAUUGUUAUACCAGGAAAGGUGGAGGAGGUGACACUCCCUGAACAGGUUGACAUCAUCAUAUCGGAGCCAAUGGGCUACAUGCUGUUCAAUGAGCGCAUGCUGGAGAGCUACUUGCAUGCCAAGAAGUUCCUCAAACCGAAUGGUAAAAUGUUUCCCACUCUUGGGGAUGUUCACCUUGCCCCCUUCACAGACGAACAGCUGUACAUGGAGCAAUUCACAAAAGCCAACUUUUGGUACCAGCCUUCCUUCCACGGUGUAGACCUCUCUGCCUUGCGGGGAGCAGCAGUCGAUGAGUAUUUCCGCCAGCCAAUUGUGGACACAUUUGAUAUCCGUAUUCUGAUGGCAAAGUCAGUGAAAUACACAGUCAACUUCCUAGAGGCCAAAGAGGAGGAUCUUUACAGGAUAGAGAUCCCAUUUAAGUUCCACAUGUUGCACUCAGGUCUUGUGCAUGGUCUGGCUUUCUGGUUUGAUGUGGCAUUUAUGGGAUCAGCUAUGACAGUAUGGCUGUCUACUGCACCCACAGAGCCUCUUACCCACUGGUACCAGGUACGCUGUUUGCUGCAGUCUCCUCUUUUCACCAAGGCUGGGGAUACACUGUCCGGCACCGCGCUACUAGUGGCCAACAAACGACAAAGUUACGACAUCAGUAUUGUUGCCCAGGUGGACCAGACUGGUUCAAAGUCCAGUAAUCUCUUGGAUUUAAAGAACCCCUUUUUCAGGUACACAGGUACAAGUCCCAACCCGCCUCCUGGGUCACAUUACAACUCCCCAUCAGAGAAUAUCUGGAACACAGGUGUAGGCUACGGCAUGAAUCAAGGGAUGCCUUCAGGAAUGCCGACAGCUUAUGACCUGAGCACAGUCAUCGGCAGUGGUCCAUCAGUCUCUCACAACAACCUUAUCCCCCUAGUCAACACAGGUAUUGUGAACCACACCCACUCCAGGAUGGGCUCCAUCAUGAGCACAGGAAUUGUCCAGGGAGCCACAGCAGGCCAGUCAGGUCCCAGUAGCAGUGGUAAUUACUAUCCGGUCACCAACCAGUUCACCAUGGGGGGUGCUGCAAUCUCUAUGGCAUCUCCAAUGGUCAUACCUAGCAACACCAUGCAUUAUGGCAGUUAGGAUGAAGACUUUGCAAAGACCCCUUUAACUUGCCCACCUCUGCAUGACAAACAAUUGCCUGUAAAAAAAAAAAAAAAACUUAGCCCUCACCUGUCCUAAGCCGUAAUUGAUCCAUGGACCAUAGCCAAUACCAAAACUAGUGCUCUCUGGGCACUCCUCUCCUUGUUUAAACAUCUUAAUUAUAUUUUGUCUAUCAAUUAUUGUACAUUCAAGCACUCAUAUCCGUCCAGACUCAUUGUAACAAUGGCUAAAACGUCCUUGUUUCUACGAAUCCUAAGGGCCGUUGCACACUGAUGCACUGUUUAGGUGCAGCAUUUGUAUUCUCUCCACCUCUUGCCAUCCAGCGCAACACUUUCUCCAUAUUGUCACAACUUGCCUCUUGUUUCUCUCGUGAUCAUGGUUAUCAGAAGUGAAUUCAACACCAGCUGCUGGGUUCUAAUGACGGUUCUUUAUUGCAUCAUGAGCUACACUUGGCCUUAGAUAACAUCACAUCAUCUAAGCCAUGACAGAUUGGCCCAACGCCUCUGUAUAUGCGUAUACAUGGCAUGGUAUUCCGCAGUAUACACAGUUCUUCUUUUAAUAAUUCAAUGAAUUAUUUACUUUUCAUCACCCAAUGUUCGGUUACCCUUGUGUUUAAAUUUCCAAUCCUUGAUAAAGUCAUGAUGUACCCCACAAUACCUUAGACGUUGCUUAACGUCUACGCUGAGCCAUGACAUAAAUAUGCACCUACUAUUGUCGUUUGUUUGCUGUAGAUUGUUUUCCAGCCCUUCCUUCUUGGCUUUAGCAUGCACUCCCCUUGACUGAAUGCAGGCGCCAUGCAAGGAUAUUGAUUUAAGGGAUUAAAAUCCCUGUUUGCAAUAUCCUGUCCUGCUUCAAAGGGUUAUAAUUUGUAAUUAUUGUAGUUUUUACAGAAGUUGGUAUUUUCGAUCCUUUGUUGGUGAAAAAGUAUUGAGACACUCGGGAUUUCUCAAAUCACCCCAACGUGUGGGUUGUGUUUAUAGGGCUUCAUUCAUCACAGAUGGAUGUGGUGUCACAGUGUGGUCUCCAAAAAUCCUGUUGCUACGUUGGUUUGACUACGAGCAAAAAAAUAAAGUGAAGCUUUACUCAGCACAGUGACAGUGGAGGAAAUAAUUAUUUAAUACCCAGCUUUAGAACCCAAAUAAAGACAUGAACAGUUGAUAAUUUUUGGUAGCAUAAUUUUAACAAAAAUUCAAAAAGUCCAGAAAAAUUAAGGUUAUUUAUUACUUUGUAUUUGAUUCAGUGAAAUAUAUAUUUAUUUUUUUUACCAUAGUAAAACAUGGUAGAGAAACUUUUUGCUAAGUUCAGAGGUCCGAUGAUUUACGUAGUUGGUAAUCGUUGUGCACGUAACCUGUAACCGCCACAAAACGGCACCGCCAUCUGCCGGCCGCCAAUCCCCUUCGCCAUGCUGUUGCAGCUCCGCGGUGCAGCAAAAUAGCGUGGACUUUUACAAGAUCUCACGAAUACGCUUAAAAUCACGUGUUAAGUAAACACUGUGGAUUAACUCAAGCCUUGCCGUCCAUCAAUACCCACACCCUCUUGACGUGAUUCAUGAAAAAGAGAACAAUUUUGCCUUGCAGAAUGAAACUUUGUUUUUGGUAGCAAGCAACAACAACACAACAAGAACUUCAUCUCUGGCGUGCAUUAUACACACAUUUUAUUCCCCCCCCAUAUCAGCUGGUAUUUGACAAGGGCCCCCAUAUAGCUACCCGGAAUAUAAGUUUGGACCUCCAGAAUCGGCAUGUCUUCAUCCAUUUGCGUCAACGAAGUUAAAUUACAUAUGAAAAGCUUUUGACAAGUCCCCACCCAUUAGGACGUUUAUAAGUGUAAAACAUGGACUAUUUUAUUUUGAAAGUCUACCUUAUAAUUUAUUUUGUAUUCAAGCAUUACUUCUUGUACAAAACUAGCAUAACUAGGAAGGAUGCAAAACGUCACCGCCAUUACGGUGCCAAACUGCAGGCGGUGGAAAUGGACACACUGACUUCAAUAAAAACGUAAAUAGUCGGCCACUGUGGCGAUGACGUUCCACAGCCGUUUCUCAUCUUAUGGAGAUCAGGGAUUAUAAUUUCAUCUUUCCGUAGGUUUUCUAUGGAAAUAUGGUAAGGGAGGGAGGGGUACUCCACUGCAGCAUCUUAAUGUGCUUCUUCUUGGGCCACUCUUUUGUUUCCUUGGUCUUACUUUUUUUGGUUAUUGCUGUGCUGCUUCCACAACCUUGGGCGUUUAGAGCACAAUAUUUCCACCUGCAUGUUACACACUAGGGAUGUUCUUUCCCGCAUUGCUCUCCUUCCAAAUGUCGGGUUGAUGCAAAAGAGCUCAAUUUUGGUCUCAUCUGAUUACAUUCUCCCAGGCCUUCUUUAAAUUAUUCAGAUGUUCAUUGGCAAACAGACCGGUCUGGGCCUGUUCCUUCUUGAACAAGUGACCUUGCGGGUCAGCAGGAUCCCAGUCCAUUACAGUGAAUUGUUUGACCAUAUUUUCUUUGGCAAAUAUCGUCCCAACUCUCUUGACAUCAAGUGUAUUUUUUAUUUUUUUAAUAACUGUACAAUGGUACCUCGCCUUUUGUUAGUAAUAUGUUCAAAAAGACCAAAUUGUACGAACAUACAAGCAAUUUUUCACAAUUCCCAUAUCCAAUUUGGGAAUUCAAAGCAUUUAGAAUUCUUCACUUUUUCAACAUUUUCUUUAAUUACAGCCUUAUUCCAAAGUCCAAUAAUUAUUUUUUGUCCUUAAAAUAUACACACAAUACCCCCGUAAUGACAAUGUGAAAAGUUUUUUAAUUUUAUUUAGCAAAAUUAUAACAAUAAAAAUCACACGUACAUAAGUAUUCACAGCUUUUGCUUAACACUUUCUUGAUGCACCUUUGGCAGCAAGUACAGUCUCAAGUCUUUUUGGAUACGAUGCCAUAGGCUUGGCACACAUCAUUGGGCAGUUUCACCCAUUCCUCUUUUAAAGCACCUCUCAAGCUUCAUCAGGGUGGAGGAGAAGUGUUUAUUUUCAUCCAGUAUGUCUCUGUGCUUUACUGCAUUUAUCUUUCCCUCCAUUCUGACUAGUUUCCCUGUUCCUGCCCCUGAAAAACAUCCCCACAGCAUGAUGCUGCCACCACCAUGCUUCACUGUCGGGAUGGUAUAGGCCUGGUAAUGAGCGGUGCCUGGUUUCCUUCAAACAUGAUGCCUGGCAUUCGUGCCAAAGAGUUCAAUCUUUCUCUCUUGUGUCUAAUGUUCUGAGCAUUUUUUAGUACAUAUUGGAAAACUACUAAGAAAUGUUUUCCGUCUGGCCACUCUACCAUACAUGCCUGAUUACUGAAUUGCUGCAGAGAUGGUUAUCCUUCUGGAAGGUUCUCCUCUCUCCACAGAGGAAUGUUGUAGUUCUGAAAGAGUGACCACCGGGUUCUUGGUCACCUCCCUGAUUAGACUAAGAUGAAUGCAGCAAUGUUCAGAGACAUCCUGGAUGAAAACCAAUGCUUCACCUCCAACUUCAUUGAGUUUGAGAGGUGCUGCAAAUAGGAAUGGGCCCAAUUUCCCGAAGAUAGGUGUGCUAAAAGCUUGUGACUUUCGUAUUUUUUAAAAUACUUUAGGCUGUAUUUUACGCCUAAUGUACUUCAACAAAGUAUUGAGCAAAGGCUAUGAAUACUUAUGUAUAUGUGUUUUUUUUGUAAAUACAUAAUUUCCUUUUCCUUUUUGGAAUAAUGCUGUAACAUAACAAAAUGUGAAACAAGAAGCGUUGCAAAUACCGGUACUUUUUUGGAUGCACUGCACAUUCUGAAAACAUUGUGAAACAUAGAAAAAGAUACAUGAAAUGGUUAAAUCAACCUUUUAACGCCACUUGGAUCUUUUAUUGAUCAUUUUUCCUGGCAAAAAUAACAAUGGGAAGGGACUUUACAAUGAGAUCUUUCUUGAAUUCACUAAUGUUUUUCACUUUUAUCAAAGCGCUGUCAGUCUUUCUUUGGUCCCAUGGUGGCUUAUUUUGCAGCCAUACUCUAUUAUAAAAAGCUCAUAGACUGUAGUUCUACAGACUUGACCAGUGAUGGUGUCAGAGGAGCUCAAGAGCUAAGGAUAAAUGACUUUCAGAUGGAGAGUUGCAAACACAGGCACGUUUGUAGCAAAUAUGUUACAAACACUCUUAAGCAGUGUAUUAAUAACACAAAUAGACUGAGUUGCCAACUUAUGAGGUUCUUUGUUUCGGCAUUUGAGUCUGAAGAAUAUGUGGGCAAGGAGACUAGCUUGCCAAAGAUAACCGAUAUGAUAUAUAAAAACUGGGGCAAAGAAUUUAAUCCCAAGAAAAUAAUGGAUGUCAUUCAUCCAGGUCAUCGUUAUCUCGGGACAUUCAGUCGAUCGCGACUGGAUUGUUUGGUUUGCCUUUAAAGACGUUUUUCUUCUAAUCUGAGUAGGCUUCAUCAGUGCAUGGUCUUAGACUUCGAUUGGUCUGAUCUACAUCAGAUUUAAUCAAUCCAAGUCUAUGAGCAUGGCAAGGUGAAGUCCACCACUCAGAUGAGAGGCGAAAUGUCUUCGAAGACAAACCAAACAAUACAGUUGCGAUCGAUUAUAUGCCCUAAAAUCAUGACGAUUAUGAAAAUCGAGGUAUCACUGUAUUACGUGUGUUGCAAAGAGUUCAUUUGACUACUCUGCUAAAUUUGAUGAGAUCAUAUCACAACGGCAAAACAUCUUAGAUGUUCAACAUCACCAGUGGAGUCAAAUAGGGCUGUGACAUUAUUUUUUCUAUACUGAUCAAGCACACCGUCGAAACAGCCACAUGGAGCAUUUAUCCUCGCACCAGAUCUGACGGAAACCUUUUCAACCUCUCCCGACUCGGAGCCAACUCUAAAGUCCAGAUGAGACUUCUGCGGGAUCUUCUUUUUGCAGACGAGGUUUUGCAGCUGUUUGAACUUCUUUUGCUAUACCGUGCAAUUUCUUUGGCGAAACUUUCAGCCUAAAGAGGACCCAGAUGAUGGUAUAAGCCACCUGCUGUAAACAUUGUGGACUAUUGAAAUGGACGCAGUGUGUUUGUGUAUCAGGGCUCGACAGUUGAUAACCCUCUUCCUUGAUAGUUGAGUGGAACGAACGAAUCUGGAAGGCGGCAGCAAGGCUGACUAGGAAUGUCUGGACAACUGAAAAGCUCACUGAGCACAUCAAGUCCAUACCAUAUGGAAGUUAAACAUGGACUCUGCGUAUUUGACAUGAAUAUCUAGGUAGGCAGUGGCUACUGACAGAUCCGAUAGGACUAAUUGGUGUGCUUCUUGGACUAUUGGUUAGUGAAAGUUAAAUACCUAUUUCUUAUAAGCAAAUACAUACUAAUUUAUACCUCUUAUUUUUGGUAUUUUGCUAUGUUAAAAUAAACCUACCACUGAAAUUAUAAACUGGUUAUGUCUGUGUAAGUGGGCAAACUUACAAAAUCAGCAGAAAAACAAAUCAUUGUUUCCUCCACUUUUUCCCAAUUAUGUUUUAUACUGGUUUUACUUGAAUUAAUUCAUGUAUCCUGUUUAUUUAACGGGCAGUAGCCAACUGUUGAUCAGGUAAUUAUUCCACUUUUUAGCAGGUUUUAGACCAUCAGACAAGUUGAACUGUACAAUAAAAUGUGUCACACAUGUUUUACAUGGCUAAACAAGGUGAGGUCAUAAGUCUGGUACCGUUGACCCUGCCAAGACUCCGCUGCAUUAUUUUGGUUCGAGUUACUUUUUUUGCUUCCAUUUAUUAUUUGUUGUGUUACGUCCUUGGGGGGGAAACGGUGAUGCUGCACAUGUUCAAUGCAAAUCCAAUAAACACUUGUUUUUUUAGAAAAUAAA